This is a messenger RNA of Vitrella brassicaformis, 762 nucleotides long. NCBI's taxonomy places the organism in Eukaryota, Vitrellaceae. The record is from the annotation of a GenBank genome assembly.
CUAGCUGUGGUCAUCCUGUCCGUCAUUGUGUGUGUUGCCUUCCUUCCAGUCCGCGUUGAUGCCCACGGAGUUGUUGUGCAGCUGGAGGUAGCGGACUAUGAAGGGCAGGUAGUACCAUAAAUGAAUUGUCACGUGCUGCCAAACAAACACACAAACACACAAACACACAAACACACAAACACACAAACACAAAUUAAACAAAUUAAACAAAUGAUGACAUUGUGUUGAUGCAUUUUGCAUGCAUCAAUGUGAGAAUGCAUGUAGUGCAAUGAUGCAUCACUCACUUGGUUGGUGUAGUGGUGGCGUGCACUGAAAUGCAGCAGAUGGGCGUACAACUCCCGGUGGUCCGGGAAGAUGAGGCCCGCCACUGACCACACCCCAGCCACCAGGAUCGGCCGCAUAUUCGGGAACGCCAGGCUUCGAAACCGGCAGCGCUGCACGAUUCUCUUGGCCUCUGCGGGAGGCGGCAUUGUGGCGGCCUUCUGCGGAUGGGCUGGUAGAUGGGGGGAGGGGAGAGGGGGGGCAGCCUUUGAUAGGAUAUCAGCAAAAGAGAGAGAGAGAUGGGAUGGGCGAGGAUGCAGGAUUAUCAGAGUGCUUGAGCGGCGAAUGCGCAAGCAGCGAGGGGUGGGCGAGGGCGAUCCAUCAUCUGGGGGCCAAGCACGCACAAGGAAGACAAUGAAUGAGACUGGCUGCCUGUCUGGUGGUUCUCACGUACGUCUGUCACGUGCUUCGUUGGCGGUUUUCAUCUCUGCAAUGGCUGGU